AUGGGUUGAAAUUGUCUGACAGGAUUCUAUGAAACUUCAUGUGGAUGUCGAAAUCGUAUUUGUGGCGUCAAACAGUCAAAAGUUAUUCAUAUGAUUGUAGUCAUUUCAGUCCGAAUGCGAACUUAGUGUCUUUCAAACUUUGAAAUCAGAUACUAUUUUCUCCUGUCUUUCCUUUUACAUUCGUGCGGUCGAAAACUGUAUCCGACUGGCGUUCCGACACACCUGUACAGAAGCAUUCAUUACUGUAUUUAGGAGCACCUACUAAUGGCGUCAUCAACGGCGUUGAAUCGCGCAUGGUAUGGAGUUUGUCCAAGUGGAGAUGCCGUACAAACGCCAAUUUACUUCCGGGUACGGUUUGUGUUUCCCAAAGGCGCCUCACAAGUAAACAUUCUUUGAGAAUUAGGACUGAAUGAACCGAAACCUCGACACAGAAUGCCCCGUUGUUAGUUUAGCGGAGGAAACAUUUAAUUAAAUCCUCAUAUCCGAUCUCUUGUUGAAUUUUUACGUUUCUCCAGUUAGCUUAGAUUAGUUUAGCUCGGUACCUGCGAUCAAAGCGACGCGUUUGUUCGAAACACAUCGCUAGCGGAGUUCCCCCUGUGAGUGUAAAUUGUUGUGAUUAUCGGGUGAAAAUGUGUAAAGUCGAAAUGCUGAGAGCGAUGCUGAAUGCCCGACUGAGUGCGGCCGUCGAAGAAAUAUUUGGAGUCGUUGCAAGAACGAUUGCAGAGUACGAGGAGGAACUUAGUCGGACCAAGGAGGAGAACGAGCGACAACGUCAACUACUCGACGCAGUUUUCAGGCCUCAGGAGGAACCCCACAAAACAGAUAACAGUGAAGAAAGUCUUCCCCUUGAGCAGCAGGAACCAGAGCCUCCCCAAGAUCAAGGGGAAGAGGGGGAGGCAGAUCCCUUCCUCAUUAAAGAGGAAACGGAGCGUGAGCCUCAUCAAUUGCUGGAGUUGCCGUUUUCUCGCGUCAUUGUAAAGAGUGAAUAUGAUGAAGACAAAAGUCAGAGUGUGGAGAGCAGAGGGGCGGAGCCUCCAAGCAGCAGCUCAAGUCAACACGUGACAACAGAAGGUGACGGAGGCCGCCGUGGAGCAUCGCAAGCAGACUGCCGCUUGGCUCCACAAUCACACUCUCGUUCUCCUGACUCUGAUGCUGAACACCCUAAAAGUGAUAUGACAUGUCACCCUGGCAACGCACACUGGAAAUGUUCUCAAUGCGACAAAACGUUUGGUACCAAGUACACUUUGCGAGUACACAUGAUGAUCCACUCUGGAGACAAACCGUUCAUGUGUUCCGUUUGCGGUAAAAGAUUCUCUCAGAAGGCACACUUAACGACACACACCAGAAUACACACGGGCGACAAGCCUUAUUCCUGCUCUGUCUGCAACAAAAGUUUCAUUGAUUACUCCGCAAUGAUUAAACACACGAGGGUACACACCGGAGAGAAACCUUUUGCGUGCUCGGUCUGCAACUUAAGUUUCAGUGAUCGCUCCAAUUUGGGCAAACACAUGAGAAGGCACACCGGAGAGAAACCUUUCGCCUGCUCGCUUUGUGGUAAAAGAUUCUCCAUAAGGGGACAUUUAACAACGCACACAAGAACACACACGGGAGAGAAACCUUUCACUUGUGCCAUCUGCAAUUUAAAUUUCAGUGAUCGCUCGGGAUUGGUUCAACACAGGAGAACGCACACGGGGGAGAAACGCUUCACCUGCUCAAUUUGUGGUAAACAAUUUUCUCAAAGGGGUGCGUUCACAAAACACAUCCAAAUACACUCUGGUGAGAAACCAUUAAGUUGCAGUGUGUGACAGCUGAACAAACACCGGCGUGCUGCGAGGACAUUGAGGAUUUGACUCCAUUGACAAACCUUUGAUUUUGCGUUGUCAAUUGUAAACGUGUACAAGUGAGCCCAAAUAAAAAAUCAAGUCUUUAACUUGUGAUAGUGUUCAGCGUCAUUGCCCUGCUGCUGUUUCGGGUUCGCAACAAAGUUCUUUCAUGUUCUCUCAACGGUAGCUCUGUCACAUCUGUACGUGAAGGAAAUAGGGAUGGGCCAGCGUCCGCUAAUAGUAAUAAAACUGCGAAACUGAUGACCCCUAA
Molecule: messenger RNA, 2094 nt
Organism: Hippocampus comes (tiger tail seahorse)
Lineage: Eukaryota; Metazoa; Chordata; Actinopteri; Syngnathiformes; Syngnathidae
Product: oocyte zinc finger protein XlCOF6.1-like
Exons: 2
Coding region: 630-1805 (391 amino acids)
Biological process (GO): regulation of gene expression
Cellular component (GO): nucleus
Source: RefSeq, a predicted model, not a curated record